AGCGCUGGCAGGCGAUAAGCGCGCGCUCACGUUUUACGGGCACCUUUCGUCGCGAUCGAGUGCGGCUUAUCGCCGCAGGUUGUCGCAAGACGUGCGACGGUUCAGUUCUGCUUUUCGGAGUGAUUCAGCAAGUGUGUGUGCCGCGCAAGGAAGAUGGCCCCAAUUACGAUCAGCUUGGUGUUUCCGGAGAAGGAGGCGAAACGUGCGCACAGCUUCGAGGAAGCGCUGGAACUGGCUGGAUUUGGUCGGGCCCAGCUGAUCCUGGUGAUUCUGGCGGGCAGUUCGAUGAUGGCCUCGAUCAACGAGGCCAUGGGGCUGAGCAUCAUUCUGCCGGCGAGCGAUUGCGAUCUGCUGCUCGAUCCCGGCGAAAAGGGGUUGAUCGGUGGAGCGAUUUUCUUAGGAAUCAUGGCCUCCUCAUAUUUUUGGGGUUAUCAAGCGGACACCCGAGGGCGUCAGCUGGUGCUGAAAUACGCAUUGUUCGCUACCUCGGUAUGUUCCGUGGCGUCCAGCUUCGUGAACGACUUUGGAUCGCUGAUGGCGCUAAGGUUCAUCACGGGGAUUUGCAUUUCGGCGCCUUCCGCGAUCGUGUACACCUACCUGGGGGAAUUCUGCACCAACAGCAAGCGAGUGCAGAUGCUGUCGUACGCGUCCGUCAUGGCCUCCUUAGGCAUUGUUUACGUCGCAUUGAUCGGUUGGUGGGUCUUGUCGUACAGCUGGAGCUUCGCGAUCACCGAUACGAUCAGUUUUAAGCCGUGGCGACUGCUGUUUAUCGUGUACACCGUGCCGGGCUUUGUGGCGGCGAUCGCGUACUGCUUCUGUCCGGAGAGUCCGAAAUUUUUGCUGACCCAGGGUCGGACCGGUGAAGCGCUUGACGUUUUGAGGAGGCUGUACCGCGUGAAUAAAGGGCUUUCCAGUGAUGAGGGCUACGAGGUGACUGCGCUGAUUCCGGAGACGGUUCAGAAUGAUAAGCAGGUUAAGGGUGGGUUCCGGGAGAUUCUGCAGUCGAUGAAGGAUCAGACGGUGCCUCUGCUGAAGGCUCCGUACUUGGUCUACUUCUUGGUUUGCGGUAUCAACAGUAUUAGCGCGUUUGCGAUUUACGGAGGUCUCGGUCUGUGGUUCCCUCAAAUCAUGAACCAAGUCUUCUCGGACGGUUCGUCCGCUGCCGUUUGCUCAAUUCUGGAGACCAAACCCAGCACUGACAAUCUUUCCCAGGUCUAUCAGUGCACCGAAACCGUCAAAUCGGAGACUUUUAUGUACACCAUAAUGCUCGGACUGAUGGGAAUGUCCUACUGCUUCAUUCUGUCACUGAUCCUCGGCCGGAUCAGCGGAAAAACGAUGAUGAUCAUCAACAUGGCCGUAGCAGGCGUGGCCGGGAUCGCACUCCAGUUCGUCUCCAACAGUUACGUAGUGGCAGUGCUCUUCUGCGUGGAGAUCAUGUUUGCCGGGAUGUGCGUCAUGCUGGUCAACGCCCUGGCCGUUUCCCUCUUUCCGACCCACGUCCGCGGAAUGGCCGUCUCGUUGGUCAACAUGGCUGGCCGGUUCAGCUGCUUCGUGGGCAGCGCCGUCAUCGGGCUGCUCAUGGCGCAAAACUGCCCGCUGACGUUUUACGCCCUGUCCGGACUGCUGUUUGUCAGCUCCGUGGCGGCGCUUCUGUUGCCAUGGUAAAGCGCGCGCGCGCCCCCGUCAUCCCAGUAAGCUGUGAUAUUCGCAUUUUGGAGGUUAGAAUCUCAGAGAUUGAUCAAAACAAACGCCCAACUGUCACCACGCA
Culex pipiens pallens (northern house mosquito) is the source of this 1768-nucleotide messenger RNA. RefSeq names its product synaptic vesicle glycoprotein 2B-like. Gene Ontology annotation, cellular component: membrane. Gene Ontology annotation, molecular function: transmembrane transporter activity. Bases 154 to 1665 code for a protein of 503 amino acids. NCBI's taxonomy places the organism in Eukaryota, Metazoa, Arthropoda, Insecta, Diptera, Culicidae. The record is from RefSeq and is a predicted model, not a curated record. Gene Ontology annotation, biological process: transmembrane transport. The transcript has 4 exons.